UGAGAGGCUCAGAAGUAGCGGCUUUUUGCUCGGCUGGUUUUCUCAGGCCAAAAGACACGCUAGAGUUUCAGUUUCACUUGACUAUUUGCCAGAGAAGCAAGUGCACAAUACAGUGUCUGUUUGGCAAAAAUCGCGCGACGAGUUUUAAAAAAGGUUUUCCUAUUGGAUUAAGAAAAAAAAAGUGCUCUUAAACCACCUUCGCAGAUUUGAGAUUUUGUGUGGGAUUUUGAGAUAAAUCAUUUAGUAGUAGUUGUGUUGUUGUUGUGAUUCAAAAGGCGGGAAAAAUAUUCCAGAAAGUGGAGAGACAAUAGUUUAAGACAUUUGCUGGAAAUUCUCCGUGAGUGAUUCAUCCAGAGGCAUCUUGCACAUCUCUCUGAGAAUCUUACCAUAGAGGAGAUAUAUAUAUAUAUAUAUACAUAUUCUUAUCUUUGCCAAACUAACAACGACAUGCAUCAGUAUUAAAAACUCAGUUAGAAAGUCAUGAUGUGUCUACGUGAAGUGAUAUACUUGAAUUAAGGAAAGUUGCAAUAUUUAUUUGCAAGGCAAAAAAGGAAAAGAAAAAAAGGAAGCCACAUAUAAAAUUCUUUUUAUGGCAUUUCGUGCAAUAUUUUAUUCAUUUGAGAUAUUUUGCAAAAAAAUUGUGAUCUAGAGCAAGCACAAGAGGAAUAUAUUUGAAAAAGAAGAAAGAAAGGAAAACAAGUACAAAAGGCACAAAAAUGGAAUUUCGAUUCAAUGUGACACAGUAUUUUAAGACGCCGAUUAUCAAAGUUACCAACACUCUUCUACCAAGUGGAUACUAUGAGGAUCGACGAGCUGUCCUCGAUGCCACGAGCAAAAUAUCGGAAAUUAUUAAUGACAUGGGAGAAGCCUCAGCACAGGCUCAAGGAUUGACCAGGGCAGUGACAACAGCCCAGAAACUCCGCAAUUCAGACCACAUUGUCUAUCUCAUGUCGGAGAAGAAUGGCAAAAAUGGCGUCGUGACGGGAUUGCUUAAGGUGGGCGUCAAAUCCUUAUAUGUAUUCGAUGCUGAUGGUGAGACGCACAAGGUGAACGCGCCCUGUGUCCUCGACUUCUACAUUCAUGAGUCGCGACAGCGAGCUGGUCUCGGGAAGGUUCUCUUUCAGUAUAUGUUGGACCAGGAGAAUUAUCAGCCACAGCAGUUGGCCAUUGAUCGUCCGUCGGACAAGUUGGUGGGUUUCCUGAGGAAGCACUACCGUCUCAUCCAGACAAUUCCACAGAUGAAUAAUUUUGUUGUCUACGAAGGAUUCUUCGAUCACAAUCAAUCAAGAGAUAAUUCUUCCAUGGAAAGUGCUGAACUUCAUUUCACCAACAGUCCUAACACAUCACUCUUUGGGCCACAAUUCAAAUCCAACACGGCUGAAUUGAGGGGUCAACAGCCCAAUGGGAAGUCACCCUUGCCCACAAUGCCAACAAUUGGCAAUCUGCAAAAUGCACCAGUUGGACGAUAUGCCGCCCAGAGGCCACGAUGUAGCAUGGCUGAGAUAAUUCACAAUAGUCCUGGCACAGUUCCGAGUGAGCCUCAGAGGGGAUAUGCUUUAGAUCAUCCGUACAAGGAAGAAGUGGUCGUUGAUGAGGAACAAUUCCAACAUGUUGAGGAGAUUGCUCAUGAAUUGACAGCUCUGGAACUUCAGAGUGCUGAAAAUGGGGAAGAUGAGGCUGACGCCAAAGAGGAGGAAGCUGAUGAAGAGCCUCAAGCUGAAGACGAACCAGAACCAGAGCCCGAAGAGCCGGCAGAGGAGAAAUCUCCUGUUGAGGAAAUUGUGGAAAGGCCAAUAUUUCAGCGUCCAACCCAUUUUCAGCACAACAAGCAACAUACAGGCCUCAAAAAUCUCUCCUUCAACGUGGGUAUGGCUGUUACUCCCACGGCCAAGAUGGAGUUCGACCAAGAGGCUCCGGAGAGCUUUGGAGUGGUUAAAAUUGGGAGGCCCAUUGGGGGUGUUAGGGGGAGUCCGGGAGCAGAUCCAAGUGAUACUGCUUCCGUAAUUUCAGCUGGAUCUGGAGGAUCUCACACUGAACAGGGCUUCCUGGAUCUCAAAUUCCAUCACAAUAAAUUGUGGUGAAUUUGCUAAAGAAAAAAAUUCCCAUUGAUUCUUUUUUCCUCUGGGGGCCCUUUGUUCUCGAAGCUCGCAAAAUCCAGAAAGAAAAUUAAUUUUUCUCAAUGAAAUUUUCUUUAUUGGUAUUCUCGAUUUUUGAAGUAGCUUUUCAGGUUAUAUUGAGGUUAUGUUGAACCUAACCUUUAAAAAAGAGGAGAGUAUUUUUUGAAGAAGGAAAAAUGAUAAAACCGGAUAAAACCGAUAAAACUCUUCAAAAAGAUUGGAUAAUUUCAGAAUUUGACAAUAGUGUGACUUUAAAAGAUUUCCAACAAUUUUAAUUCCAGGUUUUCUAACCUCAAAACUGCAAAUAAAAAGAGCUCGUGGCUAUAAAUUAGGUUGGUACAAAUUAAACAAUGCUAAAUCUAUUUUUCAUCUCAGGGUCCAAAGGAAUUUCCAAGGAACCUUUUCUGCCAAGUACAAAAUUAAGUUCUUAGACACAAAUAUUUACGGGCAUUUGGGACCGAAAUGUCACACGAAUUAGCGAGAAAUUCAGGCUACAAAGUUUUUGAAAUGCAACGAUUUUUUUUGUCCCUUUGCAUACUCAUAAAUUUUACAUACUCAUAUUUGCUGUAAAUGUCAUAAAAAUCCCAAUAAUGCAAAAUGACAUCAGAAGUAAGGCAAACCAAUGCAAAUUUAUGUAUAUUUCCUUCAUUCGAUAACCAAGAUUAAGCUUGAAAAAUGUCAACAAAUUUUUUUUUUCAAAUAUAACUGCAGCCCGAUUUUUUUUCACUAUUUUACAAUACACUAUUUUACACUAUUUUAGCAGCUUUGUCAAAGUUGACAAAGCUGCUGCCCGAAUUAAAAAGUAUCCCGAUUAGCCGAAUUAGCAAGAGAGUCUACUGUAUUCUUUUUUUGAGAAUUAGAUUAGGGUAAAAUGAGGUAAUUUGGAACUAUUUAUAAUUUGGGACAUUUAAGAUUUUCUCAGUAUUUUAGAGAUUCAAAAGGCAGAAAAGCUGUUCCUUUUCUUCUUGAUUGUUUUUUCAUCUAUUUCGCGGUCUUUAUUUUCUCUUUGCUCAUCUGAAACAAUGAGAGAAUCUCAAAUAUCCCAAAUUGUAAAUUGUUACAAAUUACCCCAUUUUACCCUAAUAAAUUUUAAAUUAAAACAGAAAAGCAUUAGACGAAAAGCAAUCUUACUAAUUGAAUGUUACUAAUCAAAUAUUUGACUUGAUAUUUAUUCAUUUUAUUUUAUUAAUAAAGCUAGAUCGAAAUGUUAGGUUAUGAUAAAAAUAACCUCAAAAAACUAUUUAAACUUCGAGUGAAGCUUCAAAAUUUUUCCGAAAAUAUGGGAUUAUUUUCUCAAAUCUUAUUCAUUUGAGGGACAUAGAGAACAGUUCCAAAUAAUAUUAGCCAGCUUUUAUAUAAAACAUCCUAUUUUAUUUAAAAGAAAAAGAGUUAGAAAAUAGGAUUCUAACCUAACCACGUCUAAGGGCGAUUAACAAAAUUAAAAAAAUUAAGUCCAAUAUUCUAUUUUAUUGAAUUAACAAAAAAGAAGCUUAUUUUCUCAUAACGGAGAAACUUCCUUUUGGAAGUCAAGGUUAUGUUUCACUUAACCAGAAAAAAAAUAAAAAAAUAAUAAGAUACAAGGGAUAACCAUUUCGGGAAAAUUUAGCCAAUCUGGUCAGGGAACUCGGGGAACAUAUACCUUUUUCAAGGAACUCGUGAGGAACCCAUACAUUUUUCAGGGAAUUCUCCGGGAACUCUGGGAAUCCAUACAUUUUUCAAGGAACUCUCCAGGAAUCUGAGGGACCCAUACAUUUUUCAGGGAAAUAUCCAAGAAUCCGGGGAACCCAUACCAUUAUCAAGGAAUUCUCCGAAAAUCCGGGGAACUCAUACAUUUUUCAGAGAACUCUUCGGGUACCCAGCGAACCCGUACAUUUUUCAGGCAAGACUCCAAGAAUCCAGAGUACCCAUAUAUUUUUCAAAGAACACUCCGGGAAUCCUGGAACUCAUUCAUUUUUUAGGGAACUCCUCGGGAACCCCGAGAAUCCAUGCAUUUUUCAGGGAAUCUAGGGAACCCAUACAUUUUUUAGGAAACUCUGGGAACCCAGGGAACCUAUACAUUUUUCAGGAAACUCUGGGAACCCAGGGAACCUAUACAUUUUUCAGGAAAUUCUCCGGGAACCCGGGGAACCCGUACAUUUUUCAGGAAACUCCGGGAAUCUUGUACAUUUUCCAGGGAACUAACGGAGAACCCAGGGUAUCCAUACAUUUUUCAGGGAACUCUCCGGAAACUCAUAUAUAGGACUUUUAAGGGACAGAAGGAGUAAUUUUAUAAUGAAUCGAUAAGAAUGGCGAGAAAAAUUAUAAAUUAAAGUUUUACUAGAUUAAUCCAGGUUACAAUAUUCGUUCGAAAUAUUUUUUAGGUUAGGGGCAAUACGACUUCACAUUUUAUUAAAAAAAAAACAACUCCUAACUCAGAAUGUGAAUAAAGGUAUUUUUAUUUGCGUAUAACUAGUGAAAAAAUAUUUGAAGCAAACUUUUAAAUAAUAAAAGUAGAGUGGCGUUUGCUUAAUAUAUUUUUUUCUAAUGAAUCGUAAGCUUUAUUGUCUAGUUUUAUUCCAGACUGAUUCUGCUUUUGAUCCCUCUUUCUAAAAAAUAAGCAAAAUUUAAAGAUAUUGGCUUUGAUCUGAUAUGAAUGAGUUUUUAAGGUUAGAUUUACCAUAACCUAAAAAUUUUCAUUGCAUUUCAUGGCAGGUGAGAGAAUAAAAUUCUAAUCUGUUUGUGUUAAAUAGUUAAAUAGUUUAAAUAGUUUUCUCCAAGAAAUUUCUUUGAACUUUAAAAGUCUUAAAAUGAAUUUGAAGAACAUCGAGAAUACCAAGAUUUGAGGUUAGGAAAUCUUCAAAGUUUCUAUAAAAUAUUUUGUCAGAAAACUCGAAAAAGAAAGUUUCCUGGAAGUUAUUGAUGGAAUUUUGUUAAUCCAAUCCUACAUUGCAGUUAAUUUUUGUAGUUUAAUUUAGUGUUGAAUUGUUUAUCACCUGUUUGUAAAUACCUAAGUAAUUUGUUUUGUGACAAAGUUUUAAAAUACUUUGAGAAAGUAUAUCAGGCUUUUUGAGCGCUUUGUUUUACACACCUGUUAACAUUAGUCCCCCCAGUUACUAUUUACUCCAAAAUGAGAGCAUUAAAAUAUGACUAAAAUAACGUAAUCUUGUCGUUUUGUAACCUUAAAUAGAUACAAAUAUUUGCGAUAUAUAUUUAGACUUAAAAAAAAGUAUAAUAAUACAAUAAAAGUUUGCUGUUAAUCACCAACACAAAAUAAAAUGUAGAAUUUAGUGUUGAUUUUUUUUUUUGGUUUUUGUGAGACAAUUUUUGAUAACAUUACCAUGUAGUUGUUUUUUCUACUGUUGGCAAAAUCAAAAAAAAAAGUAAAAUAAGGUAAAAUGAUGAGAAAAAUGUUCAAUUUUUAUUCCUUUCAGUGCACCAUAUGAAAAGAUCUAUCGUGAUUUUAUGCUUUAAAAUGAUUAAAAUGACGCAGAUGAAAGUAUGAUAGCAUGAAUGUAACUCCAAGUAAUUCUAUGACAUGUAUUUUCUGCUAAUAAUAAUCAAAUUAAUGCAUUAAAUGUUCCAAAUGACUCCACUUAAACAAA
Molecule: messenger RNA, 5698 nt
Organism: Phlebotomus papatasi
Lineage: Eukaryota; Metazoa; Arthropoda; Insecta; Diptera; Psychodidae
Product: alpha-tubulin N-acetyltransferase
Exons: 7
Coding region: 717-2081 (454 amino acids)
Biological process (GO): alpha-tubulin acetylation
Cellular component (GO): microtubule
Molecular function (GO): tubulin N-acetyltransferase activity
Source: RefSeq, a predicted model, not a curated record